Equus caballus (horse) is the source of this 1864-nucleotide messenger RNA. RefSeq names its product polypeptide N-acetylgalactosaminyltransferase like 5 (gene GALNTL5). Gene Ontology annotation, biological process: spermatid development. Gene Ontology annotation, cellular component: Golgi apparatus. NCBI's taxonomy places the organism in Eukaryota, Metazoa, Chordata, Mammalia, Perissodactyla, Equidae. The record is from RefSeq and is a predicted model, not a curated record.
AGGCGGCUCCGUGAGUGCUGCCUUUUGAGCACGACCAUGCAUGCAGGGCAGCCCAGUACAAUCAAGUCUUUGCUCAAAAUCCAGGCACCGUAAAGUCAGCCAUUCAGAAAAAAAUCCGUUUUUCAGAUCAUUCCGCACAGACUCCUGCCUAUUUUCUCCUCGGACUCAGCCUGCAAAAUACAUCGAUGACAAAGCAGUGGACGCAAUCGUCUCAGUGGUAGGCGGCACGUGAAUUCAACAUAUUUUAGUGGAGAAAAUAAUUGAACGCGAUUUCCUUCUGAGGGUCCAGAGUUGAAAGUCGCAGCCCUCCUUAGAUCUGUCUCCUCAAGAUCUAUCCCCUGGAAGUUGAAAAUGGACCUUCAAAAAUGCUAGAUUUACAAUGAGAAAUGUCAUAAUUCAAUGUUUAUUCUACGCAUCCUUGACAUUUGGGAUCCGGACAGCUCUGUUAUCUAUAUAUUUUCACCGUAACCAUGUGAGCAACCAGCAGAGAAAAGUCCAAAAGCCGCCUUCAGUUUGGUCCCUUGAAAAAAAAUUGCACCGGGAAAUUAACCAUGGCCCACAGCGGAUGCCAAGACCACCUGUAAGAGUUGAACUGCCUGAGAGAGAGGAAAUUGAAGAAGAGAGGCCAUUUUUAAAAUUAGAUAAGAAUGUUAACUAUUCAGACACAGAAGUUCUUCGGAAAUUUUCAAGAUAUGGAUUUAAUGCCAUGAUCAGUCAAAGGUUGGGCAACGAGAGAGAGGUGCCAGACACUAGGAACAAAAUGUGUCUUCAAAAACAUUACCCAACCAGGCUACCUUCUGCCAGCAUUGUCAUUUGCUUCCACAAUGAAGAAUUUAAUGCCUUGUUACGGACAGUGUCCAGUGUCAUGAAACUCACUCCAUACCGUGUCCUUGAAGAAAUUAUUUUGGUAGACGACAUGAGCGAAUUUGAUGAUUUGAAAGAAAAACUAGACCAUCACCUGGAAUUUUUUCGGGGAAAGAUAAAAUUAAUAAGAAACAAAAAGAAAGAGGGACUGAUUCGAGCAAGGCUAAUUGGAGCCUCUCUUGCUUCAGGGGAUGUUCUGGUGUUCCUGGAUAGCCACUGCGAGGUGAAUAAAGUGUGGCUGGAACCCUUGUUGCUCGCCAUUGCCAAAGACCCCAAAAUGGUAGUAUGUCCUCUGAUAGAUGUCAUUGAUUACAUGACACUGAAAUACAAGCCCUCUCCUGUUGUAAGGGGAGCUUUCAACUGGCAUCUACAAUUUAAAUGGGAUAAUGUUUUCUCUUAUGAGAUGGACGGACCGGAAGGACCCAUUGCACCCAUCCGGUCACCUGCAAUGGCUGGAGGAAUUUUUGCUAUAGAUAGGCAGUAUUUUAAUGAGAUUGGACGGUACGACAAGGACAUGAAUCUCUGGGGAGGAGAAAAUUUGGAACUUUCGCUGAGGAUCUGGAUGUGUGGAGGCCAGCUCUUUGUACUCCCCUGCUCUCGAGUGGGACAUAUUGAUAAGCAACGCAUUGAAAAUAAACGGGAAUAUUUAAAAGCCAUGACAUAUAACAAUCUCAGAAUGGUGCAUGUUUGGCUGGAUGAACACAAGGAGCAGGUUUUUUUACGAAGACCUGGUCUGAAAUCUGUUGCCUAUGGAAACAUUAGUGAACGUGUAGAAUUAAGGAAACGACUGGGUUGCAAGUCAUUUCAGUGGUAUUUGGACAACAUCUUCCCAGAAUUGGAGGAAUCUAGGGACCACCGAUAAAAGGAGAACAAAUCAUUUUCAUUAAUGAAGGGUUAAAAAGCCCCUAGUCCCUCAACAUAAAGAAGAAUGCAAGUUUGCAACUUCAUGAAAUUAUGUGAAAUGCAAUAAGAAAUACAACCAGAGCAGUCUACAACAGGA